CUCCGCCCCGCGCCGCGGCGCCUCUCCCCUUUUACGGAGUUCGUCUCUCUCUCUCUCCCUGUACAAGAAGCCACCACACAUCGCCUCCUCAUCCUCUCUCUCUCAUCUGGGGACGCAUCUCCAUCUCCAUCUCCGGAGAGAGACCACCGAAGCGGUUGCGUAGGGCGAGGUCGUGUUGGGUGGUGGGUGUUUUCCCAUGGCGGCGGUGGGCGUGGAAGAGGAUCCGGCGGUCCAGGCCGCGAGGAUUCUGCUCAGCCUCCGGCAUAGGAGGCUGGUGCGACCGCCUGAGUGGGCUCCGUUGGUGCCAAAGAAGUGGCCGAAAGGGCAGCGGAGUGUGAGGGAAAGGCCGCCGGGCGACUGGAAGGAGGCAUGGGCGGCCCUGAAGCUGGGGUACGUAGCCGCCUCCACGGGAUCCGGCGCGUGGUCCAGCGGGGAGGACGGGGAGCGCUCGCCGUCGCCGCCGCGCGCGAUGGAGAGACCGAGGGUGAGGCCCACCUCCGGUGACGCGCUGAUGACGACGCCGGCGCGGCGGCAGGAGACGCCGCUCCACUACGGCGCACCGGCAAGAUCCGGUCAGUCGACGAGCGCUGCCGACCGCGCGGCGCGGCCGCGCGACGCGGGCGAGAAGGUGGCGGCGCAGCAGGCGGCGAAGGUGUCCGCCGCCGCGCCGAUUAAGGAGCCCAUGACGGCGUCGAGCCCCGAGACCCCUCUGGACUUCGGCGUCACGGCCGCCGGAUCCAACGCGUCCUCGAGCGGGGACGAUGCGGCACGGCCGCCGCCGAAGCGGAGGGCCCCUGGGGCCCGCGGAUCUGGAGGCACGUCGAACGGCGACGAGGGUUGCAGCUCGCCGGCGAAGCGGACGCGGGUGGCCGGCGCCGGCGCCGGCGGCAAGGCUGCUGCUGCGGUAGAGGAAAGGGCCAUCUCGGUGGAGCCAAAUGUGCAGAGCGAACCAUCCACAAACGGCCACGAGUGCGUAAAGUUCCAGUUCGACCUCAACAUUCCGUGGACGGAUGACUGCCCCGACAUCUGUUGAACAAGGCGAGAUGCUUUGCUGACGAAGAGUUCGUGCUCAGGGAAAUAAACCCUACUCUGUACAUAGAGGGCAAGCCAGUAGAGGAGUUGCUAAGGAGAGCAGCUAGCCUUCCUAGAAGAUGAUGAUGAGACUUAGGAGCCCCGACAUCUGUUGAACAAGGCGAGGUGCUUUGCUGACGAAGAGUUCGUGCUCAGGGAAAUAAACCCUACUCUGUACAUAGAGGGCAAGCCAGUAGAGGAAUUGCUAAGGAGAGCAGCUAGCCUUCCUAGAAGAUGAUGAUGAGACUUAGGAGGAGGUAUCAUUGGAUUUGUCAGGUUAAUUUAGUCAUCUUUGUUCAUUAUAUUAUUGCACUUCCCUUGUGCGCCGAGCAUUAGGCUCUCGCUCGAUGCCCUCUUCUGAUGUUCUGCUGCUUCUGUCCAUCAGAUGUGUUGAAUCUGAAUUCUUCUCAUGCGGAACUGAUACGGUGCAGGAACAAUAAUACAUACCUUAGUUCUUCUGUUUCA
Molecule: messenger RNA, 1536 nt
Organism: Phragmites australis (common reed)
Lineage: Eukaryota; Viridiplantae; Streptophyta; Magnoliopsida; Poales; Poaceae
Exons: 2
Coding region: 197-1033 (278 amino acids)
Source: RefSeq, a predicted model, not a curated record